UAUGAAAUUCUAGUAAAUAAUUCAUAUGUAGUUUCUGCGCCUAAAACACCAGCUUUGCCCUCAAAAGAGAGGCAAAGUAGUCAAAAGUCAACAAGUGAUCAUUAUCAAGAAAUUGAAAUCGAUGAAGACAAUGAACAAUAUUUAGAUAAAGACAACUACGAAGAGGCAUUAAAUGAUACAAGGAGAAAAGUUCGCAAAAUUGCUCUCGUAAGAGUUCAGAAACACAGCAUUAAUAGUUCUGCUCCUAGAGCUUUGCCCCCCAAAAAAAAUAACCAAUAUCGAGAAAUUGAAAUCGAUAAAGACAAUGAACAGUAUUUAGAUGAAGACAACUACAAAGAGAAAAGUUCGCAAAAUUGCUCUCAUAAGAGUUCUGCUCCUAGAGCAUCGACUUUGCCCUCAAAAAAGAAUAACCAAUAUCAAGAAAUUGAAAUCGAUGAAGAUGCUCCUAGAGCAUCGACUUUGCCCUCAAAAAAGAAUAACCAAUAUCGAGAAAUUGAAAUCGAUGAAAACAAUAAACAAUACUCAGGUGAAGACAACCACAAAGAGACAUCGGAUAUUACAAGGAAAGUUCCUGUUAGAACUCAGACACGCAAUACUAUUGAUCCUGCUUCCAGAGCAUCUACUUUUCCUUCAAAAGAGGGAAAAAGUAGUCAAAAAACAAGUAACCAAAAUCAAAGAAUCAAACAACCAACUGAGACAAUCGUUAGCGAUAGAGACCAUGAAGAGAUAUCGAUUAAUAAUGCUGGUUCCCAUGAGUUGAAUAUUACGGAAAUCCUAAGUACUUCUAGUUCAAAGCAUGCAAUUAAGAAUUCGACAAGCAAAACAUCAUGUGCGGAAAUAACGGCUUCAAGUUUGAUGGCAGCGGCUUUAUCCACAAAGUCAACAUCGUCGUUCAUAAUUGAGGAUGAAAGCAAUUCUGAUUCAUAUGAUUUAAUGCAAAAUUCUCUUGAUACACUUCGUAAUGCUUUUAAUGAAUUUGAAUUAUUAAUUAAUAUUCAAGAUGUAAUGACAGCUAAAAUUUUGAAUAAUAGCAAUGAGAAUGAAAUAUCUUCAAAUCUUACUCAUUUGCAUAAUUCCACACAUUAUCGACAAGAAAUUAACAAGGAACUAAUUGUACAAGUAUGUAGUAUCUCAAAAGCUAAUGAACGUAUGCCAGCACUUGUUAGAGACCUGGGCUGUUGUUUUGAUAAUUAUCGUUACAAACUUCAUGUCUCAAUCAUGAGUCUUGCGGAAAAGGGAGAACCAUCAGAUGAUAAUUUAUCCGAAUUCAUAACUAAAGAGGUGUGGAAGCAGGUACUUAGCUUACACUUGAAGGUUACAGAUCAACAAGCAUUAAUGAAAAAUCUGGAGACAUUCAUGAAGCUUGGCGUUUUUGUGCGCCAAGCCGUUAAAGCUGUUAUAAUUGCAGAGAGCAGUAAACUAGAUACAAAGACUGCAAUUAGGAAAUGCGAUAACAUUACUAUUAACUUAAAAAUUCCAACCAAGCUCGGUAUUGUUAAAUCAUUGCCAGUUAAGGAUCUCUUAAAUUGCUAA
Dentiscutata erythropus is the source of this 1533-nucleotide messenger RNA. The record is from the annotation of a GenBank genome assembly. NCBI's taxonomy places the organism in Eukaryota, Fungi, Glomeromycota, Glomeromycetes, Diversisporales, Gigasporaceae.